Bipolaris victoriae FI3 is the source of this 1383-nucleotide messenger RNA. RefSeq lists its product as hypothetical. The transcript has a single exon. The record is from RefSeq and is a predicted model, not a curated record. Gene Ontology annotation, cellular component: nucleus. Gene Ontology annotation, biological process: 7-methylguanosine mRNA capping. Gene Ontology annotation, molecular function: mRNA 5'-cap (guanine-N7-)-methyltransferase activity. The coding region runs from base 1 to 1383 and encodes 460 amino acids. Lineage: Eukaryota; Fungi; Ascomycota; Dothideomycetes; Pleosporales; Pleosporaceae.
AUGGCGGGCGCCGAGCAAAAUAACAAACGCGCACGCUCACCCUCGAGAUCACCGUCUAGAUCACCGCCACGCCAACGGAAGCGUCCGGGAGCAGGCGCACGUGUGCCUGCUGCCGACCGAGAAGCGGCUCGUAAGCGACAGCAGGCACGAGAAGAGGAGGCAGCUAGACGGGCACACGAAGAAGCUGCACAGCGUGGUGUGCAUGAUGUUGUCAAGCAGCACUACAACAUGGUGCCGGAGCGAGGCCGUGAAUGGCGCAACACUGACAGCAAAAUCAAGGGACUGCGCAGCUUCAAUAAUUGGAUCAAGUCGUCCAUCAUCCAAAAGUUCAUUGGCGAUGAGCGACACCUUAAGAUCCUGGACAUUGGGUGCGGAAAGGGCGGUGACUUGGGCAAGUGGGAAAAAUCGAGAAAAAUCGAGCUUUAUGUCGGCUGUGAUCCAGCAGACGUGUCCAUUCGACAGGCCAAAGAACGAUUUUCGCAGAUGCAGAGGAAGAACAGGCGUCUUUUCCAUGGCGAAUUCUACGCAAAAGACUGCUUUGGCGAGUGGCUAGGUGAUAUACCCAUCAUCAAGGAGGUGGGUAUUGAUCCUGGUGCUGGGCAGGGAAAUGCUAUGAGCCAGCGCUGGGGCGGUGGUGGCUGGGACAUGGUCACAAUGAUGUUCUGCAUGCACUAUGCCUUUGAAAGUGAGGCCAAGGCCAAGGGCAUGCUUCGAAACGUUGCUGGCGCCCUCAAGAAAGGAGGGCGAUUUAUUGGCUGUAUCCCCAACUCGGAUGUUUUGUCGCAAAAGGUCAUUGAGCACCACAAGGCCAAGGGCACAGCACCACCAGAGACAAAUGGCGGUGCCGAUGACGACGAUGACGACCGCCCAGCGUUUGCAAGCGAUGACGAGGACGACUGGGACCCUGAGAAGAGCCUCGAUAGCCCCAAGCCCGCCGACACAGAGCAUAAGAAUGGCGACAAGCCUACCGAGACAAAGGACAACGAAAAGGAGGAACAGGAAGACGGCGAAGUCGAAGACGAAGGAUUCAGUUUUGGAAACAGCAUCUACAGUGUCAAGUUUCCUGGCAAGACACCUCCAGACGGCACAUUCCGCCCGCCCUAUGGCUGGAAGUAUUCAUACUGGCUGACGGAAGCCGUCGAGGCACCUGAGUAUGUAGUACCGUGGGAAGCAUUCCGAGCGUUGGCCGAAGACUUCAACCUUGAACUACAGUACCGCAAGCCAUUCCGAGACAUCUGGGAGGAGCAAAAGGACGAUCCAAUUCUCGGGCCGCUGAGCGAGGUUAUGAAGGUCAGGGAUCGUGCGACAGGCCGGUUGCUGACUUCGGAAGAGGAAUUAGAGGCCGCGGACUUUUAUCAUGCCUUCUGUUUCUACAAGGUCUAG